Messenger RNA from Oenanthe melanoleuca, 380 nucleotides. It is a transcript of the gene MED25, whose product is annotated as mediator complex subunit 25. The coding region runs from base 61 to 369 and encodes 102 amino acids. Lineage: Eukaryota; Metazoa; Chordata; Aves; Passeriformes; Muscicapidae. Gene Ontology annotation, cellular component: mediator complex; transcription regulator complex. The transcript has 4 exons. Gene Ontology annotation, biological process: positive regulation of transcription by RNA polymerase II. The record is from RefSeq and is a predicted model, not a curated record.
UCCGGUCCGGCGGGAUCUGCUGCCGGUAGCGGCUGGGGGGGGUCUCGGCCCCCCGGGGCCAUGGUGGUGUCGGCGCUGGACCCCCCCGCGCCCCCCGCCAUGGUGGCCGAUGUCGUGUUCGUCAUCGAGGGCACCGCCAACCUGGGGCCGUACUUCGAGUCCCUGCGCAAGCACUACCUGCUGCCCGCCAUCGAGUACUUCAACGGGGGCCCCCCGGCCGAGACCGACUUCGGGGGUGACUUUGGGGGUACCCAGUACAGCCUGGUGGUGUUCAACACGGUGGAUUGUGCCCCCGAGUCGUACGUGCAGUGCCACGCCCCCACCAGCAGCGCCUACGAGUUCCUCACCUGGCUGGACAGCAUCCAGUGAGGGGGGUGGGG